GCCCUAGACAUGCGCGCUGCUAGCCUCGGGCCUCGCGCUGCGGCAGUUUUCCGUGAACGGGACCCUCAGAGAUUAGGACCAGGGAAAAGCGAGUUCGGAGAAAACGGCUGUGCGGGAAAGCCCCCUCCACCCGGACCCUCUCUUCGGAGUCUCUCGGACUUUCGCGGGCGGAGCGGGGGUUCGAGCCUCAGCGACGGCGGCCAUUGGCGCUUUGGGGUGACGGGGAGGAGGAGGGAGGCUCGGAGCCGCCGCCUCCUCCUCUUGGGUGUCCCUAGUGGCCCGCAGCCCUUUACUGACGGGGAAGAACCUAGCUUCAUCCCGGUGGAAAAGAAACCUUUGGCGUCUCGAACGGGCGUGGGGGGGGGCGGGUUAGGUUUGGGCACGAGGUGUCGCGGGGAGAGCCCCGGGUCUGGAGUCACCAGUUCUAAAGCAGCCUCCCUGAGCCACUCAGCCUCAUGGGAUCUCUCAGAUUUCUCAUCUGCAAAGUAAAGGGGCCUAACGAAAUCCGGAAUUCUUCACCUGGGGGUUCCCUAACUUUAAAACCCCUUUUCAUGACUCGUAGAUAGAAUUGGUUUCCCCUAUGAGCCUCUGGGUCUUAGGGCGUUUAGAAACACGAUCUUGAGCAGGGGCACCAGACCUACACCUCAUUUCCCCUUGUCCUGACUUCCUUUAAGGCCCAGCUGAAAGCUCACCUAAUUACAGAAAACCCCCUCUUCAUUCCAGUAGUGCCUUCCCUAGGUAUAAGGAUUUCCCAUUUAACCGGCAUAUACCCCCUUGGUGUGUGUAUGUGUGUGUGUGUGUUUUAACCUUUUAUCUUCCAUCUUAGAAUCAAUACUGUGUAUUGGUUCCUAGGCGCAAGGGCUAGGCAAGGGAUAUUGAAGUGAUUUGCCCCCAGGGUUGAACAGCUAUAUAUUUUUGGAUGUUGUCUCCUCCAUUCCAUUGUAAGCUCCUUGAGGGCAGGGACUGGCUUUUUAUCUGGUACGUUAAAGACACUUGAUAAGUGAAUUAAAUAGAUUGAUACAAAGAACAGAAGAACCUCUGGACUAGAUUUUACCUAAGCUUCCUUUCAGCCCCACAUUUAAUCCUGUAACUAAUGAAUAUUAAGCUAUCCUGUAAUCUACUGGUCCUGUCUUUCCUCUUCCCCUGAUUUAACCCAGUGCAUACAGUGGAAGUAUAGAUGGGCCAUAGAACCCUAUGACCUACUGAUCUUCUUUGACCUCCUGGCCCCAAAACUUCUUUGGCAUUUCCUGUGGCGUACAGAGACAUGAAAGAAAAAAAGGAAGUGGGAACCAAAUAGCAGCCCAACCCAAGUGACUGCAUCUGCCACAACUCCCUCCCUAGGCACCUCUUUUCUUGGAAGUCUGCCUCUCUGAUUGCACCUUCCCCAAAGGAAACAUUCCCAGGGGACAGGGUUAUGCAGCUGGGAAAACUCCCUCAGCCCCAGGAGCUGAAUUACAUCUCCCAGGAAAUGUGGAUGGAAAAGGGCUUUUCCCCCUUCAGAAGGGAAACAGUUAUGUUUCCCUUCACCCCACUAACAUAAAUAAUCCAGAAGGGAAAAUGCCAUAGGCAAUACCUCUUACAAAAAGGUUUCAGAUAAUAAAGAAACCCCAAGGUGCCCCCUAUGUUAUUAUUACAAUAACAAGUAUGAUAGUAUUAUUACUACCAUUAUCAAAGAGCACACAGAGACAUGGAGGAAUACAUCUCUAACCACACAGGGGUCAGAUCGAAAGUAUCCUCUCUCCAGCUAUGUGACCCAAAGACAAUGUAGAAUUGAUUUAAAAUUCAGACUAUUUUGGACAAGGGUUUGGAUUAGAAAUGUUUUAGCCUGAGAAACACCUUGAUUUAGAAUGUCAGUCAAGACUUGACAAACAUUAAGUGCCUAUUAUGUACAGGGGUGGUACCCCCCACCCCAUACAAGAAGAGGCAAAAGACAGUCCUUUCCCUCAAGUACCUCCCAAUCUAAUGGUUGCUUCCCAACUUCAGAAGUGUUAGGGUCUCUCAGCCUCUGACCAAUUGCUGCAUGUAGCCACAACAAUCCUAGCAAUACUCUGAGUGCUCCUGAACCAGAUUUAAGCUGUAACUAGGAAAUAUUUAAAUAAAAAUACAAUAAAACAGCAUUACAUUUUAAAAACAAGUAUAUGGUCAGCAGAGAUUCUGAGGCAGUAUCGAUACCCCCCCCUUUCUAUUUCGAUCUGACAUCACCAUGUAGUUCUAGAGGAUUAAAUAUUACAGAUACCCCCAUCCUUCCCCAGUGGCCCUCCACCCUUAUUUUGAAACUAUAUAAUAAAAGUUUCAAAGUCGAAGGCUCUCAGAAUUAGAGGAUCAACUUUCUGCUUCCCAUCCUUAACUCUUAAGACUUUAGAAUAGGUCUUGGAAUGAGAGAGACUAUUCUAACAGAGCCCUAGGCUAAAAUAGCAUUAGGCUCCUCAGACACCCCUUCACAGAGUUCAGACAAGUCCAGACUCCACAGAGGUCCUAAAUGACCAAGUACCUAAGUUUUAACCUUGAUUCCCAGCCACUGGCCUCCCUCCUUCCCCCCCCCCCCCACCCCAGAUGAAGGGUCAGUUGGAUCAGGAGCCUUGGAAAGGCCAAAUGUGAGGGGUGUCCUGAUGAUUUGCAUAGUGGUCAAGCCCUAGCUGACGUAAGGGACCUUGGCAGCUCCAGGGCGGGUGGAUAAUAGUCCCAUAGCUGUCCCAACAAUCUGGCUUCUUAGCCUGCUCCUGUGGUUCCAGGAAGUGAAACAAGGCUGCUGAGCCUUCAUUCAUCUUCAGUUCAUCUUGAUGCCUGCUAUGCCAAGUCAUCCCCAAUCCCCCUAGACUCCUAAGUCCCACUUCUAAGGGCUUGUAGACCACAUCUCUCAGGGCUGGAAGUGGUGAGGAAAAGCAGGUAUGUUUUUUGAGUGGAGAAAACUCCCUACAGGAAGAAAGGAAAGGCCUUUUCUCACACACCCCAAAACUGAUCCACCCCCUGCAAUUGAUGGUGUUUCCCACCCAAGACUUGGCUGGAUCAUAGUCAUCUUGCUUGAAUUAGCUCAACAUCCAUCAUCCCAUUAUCUUUUUCUUAGUUCUCUGAGAAGGGGAGGGAAAGGGAAACCCCAAAUCCAGGACCUCAGUGGAUAAGAGUCAGACUCUUGGGGAGGCCCUGAGGGCUAACAGAUCACAGACACACCAUGGUGGUCAACCAUUGCCUCAUUUCAUGACGUCCAGAGUGCUCUGGGUCCUUCAGACUCUUGGCAUUGCCUGGGGGUAAGAGGAAGGGCUGGGGCAGCCCCAACUUCCCACCACUCUCCACCCUCCACUCCCACACCCACCCUUGCACUCUCUGGUGCUUUGCUUUAUGUUGCAUCAUGAUAGGUGAUGAAAUCAAUAGUCAGGCGGAUUUUACAUAUGUAUGCAACUGACUUCAGGGCCCUAGUGCACAGGGGAUGGAUCUCAAUGGGGCAGGAGUAGGGUGGAGGUAUCAGGGUGAUGCUACUAUAUUAUUCUUUCUGGCAAGGGCCUGGAUAUAACUGGCUUGGGAAUCCAUCCCCUGAUGGGGUACAUGGUGAGUAGCAUCUCCUAGGAGGAGACGGGAUCCUAGGGAAUAAAUGUUUUUAUAGGGCCUACUAUGUGUCAGGCACUGUGCAAAACACUUUUUUACUAUUAUCAUCUUAUUUGAUCAGUCAGACUCAGAUGUGGUUCAAAAGUCAGGAAUGGGUGGACAAGUCUGGGGGUGUCCAUGGACCAAGCAGGUACACAAUCAAGAAACUUCUUUAUGCCCUCUCGUGCCUUAGUUCCCAGUCUACCAGGAGUCAGAAUGUUAGAAAAUGAUAUUCCUGGAUUCGAUUUUAUCUCCUUAAACUGACCUCAGCAAUCAGAAUUCCUUCUGAACCUCAAAGACUAUGGCACCCACUGCAGACCUCAAGACUAGAAUGCCCAGAACUAUUCAUACCCCUCUAGGGAAAAACAAACAGGCAGCCUUGGGAAUUGUCUGGGAGCCAUGAGGUGAGAAAAUUGAAGCUCAAGCCAGAAGGUAUUGUACCCAUUCCAGAUAGGGAAUCCAGGAAUGUCUGGCUCCUGCUUCAAAGAAUGAGAUUUAUAGGUCCCAAACUGAGCCAUCUUCUCUUCUGUCCGGAGGGGAGUAGAUACCAAAAGGAGUAGAGCUGUAAUGUUUUGAGAGACUUUGUCUGGGGGCUACAAAAAAACAGAAAGAGGCUGGGGGGGGGAGGGGGAGUGUUGUGGCCAAGAUUUGUUUCAGUGGGACAACCCUUGCCUUUCCUUCCCUUUCCACAGAGGUUUUGAUUCUUGGAUAGCAUUACACAUGUUUCAUUCCUGGGCUUUAGCCACAAAACCACAUGACUUACUUCCUCUGGAACUAGGGCCAGAUACCUGGGAUCCAAGAAAGUUGGGGGGGUGAGAAAACUAGGAGGGAAAUCCCACCUGCUGUGAGUCACCUGCUCAGUAUAAAGGGCGGUACAGAGUGGAGAGCUUUAAAAAGACACAAGAGGCAACCCAGGGGAAGAAGAGAUAAAGAGCCAGAGAAUUCACAAGGAAGGCAAAGAAUAAAACGGAGGCAGAGCUGGGUCCCAGAUCGGUGUGAGGGAGGCCUGUGUACUCAAUAUAGAACCAGCUGCAGCCAACUUGUUAGGGAGAUGGAGUCUGGGUUCGGGGUAAUGCUGCUGUCACUGUUGCUGCUGUGGACUGCUGAAGGCCGGGUACUGCCUGGUGGAAGAAGCGUUGCCUGGGAUAGGUGCCAAGAGCUGUCUCAGAAUGUUACUGCCCUGGCCUGGGGCAUUCAGCUGCAGAUGGGAAAUCUGGAGCUACGAAGAGAGGAAGGUACUGGAGAUGCUAUUGAUGGUGUGCCCCGAAUCCAGUGUGGUGAUGGCUGUGAUCAUCAGAGUCUCAGUGCCAACAGCCAGCUUUGCUUGCAAAAGAUCCAUCGGGGUUUAAUCUUCUACAGUAAUUUGCUGAGCUCCAAUAUUUUCACUGGAGAACCUUCUCUACUCAAGGAUGGUUCUUUGGGUCAACUCCAAACAUCCCUGAUGGGCCUCAGCCAACUCCUACAGCCCAAAGACCACCUCUGGAAGAAACACCAGGUCCUGAGCCCCAGUGAGCCAUGGCAACGCCUCCUCCUUCGCCCCAAGAUACUACGAAGACUCCGAGCCUUUGCUGCCAUUGUUGCCCGAGUUUUCAGUUAUGGGGCAGCCACUCUGAGCUCCUAGAAUGGUGGAUUAACAACUCAAACAUCAGGGUGCUGACACGGAUGAGUCAGACCAUGUACAAAAUGGACAUGCAAAGAAUCAAGUAACGCUAAGUCUCACCCUUCACACAAUAAGACAUCAUGGGUGCUGAUAAGCUCCCAGCACUGAUGGUGGCCUGAAUGGCUGAGCCCCCUGUAAAGACAGAUAUUUAUUAAGGACAAAUCAAAGUAUUUAUCCCCACAGAAUUGUGGGGGAGGUUAUUUAUAUAUUUAUACUAACAUAUGAAUUCUCUUCAAUAAAUGUAUUUAUAUAU
Molecule: messenger RNA, 5492 nt
Organism: Monodelphis domestica (gray short-tailed opossum)
Lineage: Eukaryota; Metazoa; Chordata; Mammalia; Didelphimorphia; Didelphidae
Gene: IL23A
Product: interleukin 23 subunit alpha
Biological process (GO): positive regulation of T-helper 17 cell lineage commitment; immune response; positive regulation of T cell proliferation
Cellular component (GO): extracellular region; interleukin-23 complex
Molecular function (GO): cytokine activity
Source: RefSeq, a predicted model, not a curated record